Molecule: messenger RNA, 3129 nt
Organism: Colletotrichum gloeosporioides
Lineage: Eukaryota; Fungi; Ascomycota; Sordariomycetes; Glomerellales; Glomerellaceae
Product: Mediator of RNA polymerase II transcription subunit 5
Exons: 6
Coding region: 1-3129 (1042 amino acids)
Biological process (GO): regulation of transcription by RNA polymerase II
Cellular component (GO): mediator complex
Molecular function (GO): transcription coregulator activity
Source: RefSeq, a predicted model, not a curated record
AUGGACGGUCGCGUAAUCCGAGGCGUCCAGCGCGCCGCGCUGAGGCAGUGGAACGAGUUCAUUGCCAAGAGUCUUGCAACUCGUCUGGAUCCCGACAAAUUCGAAUCAUAUGUCCCUUUCCUUCAGGCGAAACACCCGCUUCCUCCCUCCGUCGUUGCCGAUCUGUUCCUGCGGCCCCAGCCUCACAACCAUGAGAGCCUCGAUCCUCGAGUCCCACGCUUCCUCCAAGUACUGUCUGACCUCAACUACAUCGACACGCCAUCUAUAUUAGAGGCUCUAUAUAAGUACUCUACUUCGCGUGCGCACUCUAGAGAAGCUGCGCAGGCUUCGAAUGGCGGCAAUCCUGCAUCUCAGACCCUGCGAUGGGCGAGCUCGUACUCGGCAGAGGAAGUUAUGUUCUAUAGACUUACGAAAUCUGUAGCUCAAGGUACAGCGAUAACGAAUACAGAGACUGGCCUUGCAAUUGCCAAGAUUAUGGCCAGUUGGAUUGCUCUGUUCACCGACGCCGCCACAGCCUUCACGGUCGACGUCAUGGGCCAGCUGCAAAACAGUCAGGCGAGGGAAGAAAUGGAGUCGGCGCGAGCUGCCUUUGUAGCCUUGCUCCUUGGAGUAUGCGAAAAUCACACAGUAAUGAAGGCUUUUGGAAGCCCCGAGGCAAAAAACACCAGGAAGGCCCUAUCCGAGAGUCUAGCCAACUUCGUGCCUACGAUCAUGCAGAACGCCGGGCCUAUAGCAACUCGUCUGGAUAUGUUUCGUACAAGCACGCUAGCAGCGUUUGAGCCUGAUGAUGAACAAAAGAACACAUCAAAUGUCGAGAUAGAAGACCUCUUUGAUUCCUCUGUAGCACUUGAAAACUUCGUCAUUUCCGAACUGCCAAUCGUCAACUCGAGAGCGGGCCUAUAUAUAUAUCUGAAUGCUGCGCUAGUUGGACGACCACUGAUCGACGACAUGUCCAUCUUCAACUAUCUGAACAACAGAUAUCAGGGAGACGUACAAACAACCACUAUUGACCUCAUAUUAGCCUCGUUCGACGUGUUGGCCAAUGCUGUUUCUCGAAAUGAAGGCAACUCAGCCGCUCCACUCCUCCGUUCAUUUCUCAUGAACAAGCUACCUCUUCUUAUUGAGAACUUGAGCAAACAUAUGUACCCUCCUCUGACAGCGGAGUUUUGCAUCACAGAAGCGCUGGGUCGCGUAGAUACAAAUACCUUUCCCACACUUUCAUCUAUGUUUGAUGAGUCCAGGAGCAACAACCCUUUCACCGACUCCGUCCGAGAAGAGUUCUGCUGGGCGUGCUGUCUCCAUGGUCUAGUGCGAGAGAGCAGUAUUGAGGGCCUUCUGGGGGAGACACCUUAUCAAAAUCUUCCAGCAGGUGGAAGGUACGUGAAGGACAACCUGGUUGCAGAGUGCCUCGCGGAUCCUGAGCGCAUGCAGGCCCUCAUUGGAGAGCUCGAUGGGAAAGAUGGAAACGCUGGCGCAGUCUGCCAGGCAUUGACUGAGGUUCUGGGACAACUUUGCAGAAAUAAGGAGACAAUGUCUCUCAAGCUCCUUUGCAGUCAACUGGCCCAAAGACCACUGUCUCUGGACGUCAUGCUGCUUUUUGAGAAACCGGCCACAAUUCUUCAUCCACUCUGCGAUCUUCUAGAAAACUGGAAGUAUGAUGAGGAUCAAGGCGAGUAUCAGCCCGUAUACGAGGAGUUUGGGUCCAUUCUUCUUCUGGUCAUGGCCUUUGCAUAUCGCUAUAACUUAUCUGUAUCUGAUCUUGGGAUCGUGUCUCCUGACUCCUUCGUCUCGAAACUGCUCGGCCAAGGCCAUCAGAGCCAAGUGUUUGAUGAACUAUCAGAACAGCAAAAGGGUCAUCUCGACGGCUGGAUUCAUGGGCUUUUCGACUCGGAAGCUGGUGGGCUAGGAGACGAGCUCAUGUCGUCGUGCCCACCGCAAGACUUUUACCUCCUUGUUUCAACCCUUUUCCAAAACAUUGUACUUGCCUUCAGCACUGGUCAUCUGUCUGAGGAAAGCUUGAGAGGAGGAGUCGAAUAUCUCGUCGACACAUUUCUUCUCCCAUCUCUGGUUGUAGCCAUCACGUACCUCUCCAAUUCUCUGCUUAUUGAGCGGCCCGAAUGCCAGAAGGCCAUCGUCAGAGUGUUGAAGUCUGUCCUCGAGCCAACUUCGAUUUCAAAGGAGGCAUCGGACAUGCUGUCCUCUGUCAUGAACAUCGUCGCAAAGCCUUUGGAGCAUUCGUUGAGGACAUAUCAGCGAUCAGACCCCAAAAGUCAAGAAAUUGAGCCGCUUUUAAGGGCAAUUAAAGACAGCAUCCCAAUGUCCCGAAGGACAGGGGCGGCGGACCACGUCGAACUAGAAGCUUGGUCAGGUGUCCAACAACACCAGCACAACCAUCAAAACGUAGGCUUUGCAAACACACUUCGACAAACUUUGCAAAGUCUCGUGCAAUGGAGCAUACAUCCGGCCAUUGAUAGGCCGCCUCCCACGUAUACCCACCGUCAAAUACUCGUAGCUCUCAACAUUCUCGGCGCGAAGCGACUGCUACAACUCAUUUAUGAAGACAUUAGACAACAUAGCGAAGCUGGGAGUGGCAGUAUCGUUUAUGACGUGGCUGCGAACCUGGUUUGCGCCCCUGAUGCGAACGACAGCCCUUGGGCAAACGCCCUCAACUUCAUGGAUAACUCGGGAAACAUGCGGGCGCCUAUCCAGAAGAAGCUGACGAUGCGGGAAGUUCUGAAAUCGGAUGCCGAGAACUGCAAAAGACUGCAGAAGAUAGACAUGAAUCUGACCGAGAUCGUGGUGAGACUACAUCGCAAGGUGGAGUCCCAGAUGGUCGUCGCCCAGGCCGCAGCCAUUCAAGCAGAUACCAUGCUGCAAAACGAUCUUGGCCUGGGCUUAGAUGGAGGCACAGGCUCUCUCGACGAUGCCAUGGCAGCUGCAACUGCGAAUGUUGUUACCGGAGAUGGCAUGUCCGUAGAUAACGUCAGCCUCGACUUGGGUAUGGCUGGCGAAAUGGGCUUGGGUGGGCCUUCCAACGCUGGGGGUGGUCUUGACCUUGGGGAUAAUGACCUCUUCAGUGGUCUCGAUACUGGCGAUGACUUUCAGUGGGACAAUAUGGAUCUCUCGUAA